Molecule: messenger RNA, 1378 nt
Organism: Nicotiana attenuata
Lineage: Eukaryota; Viridiplantae; Streptophyta; Magnoliopsida; Solanales; Solanaceae
Product: transcription factor MYB1R1-like
Exons: 3
Coding region: 167-1069 (300 amino acids)
Biological process (GO): response to gibberellin; response to ethylene; response to auxin
Molecular function (GO): DNA binding
Source: RefSeq, a predicted model, not a curated record
UCCACACGCUUCUAUUCCGUUUCAUUCGGCCCCCUCCCUACCCCCCCCCCCACCCAAACCUCUUUUCCUCCCCUAUCCUGGUGCCUUCUAUAUAUACAUACAUUAACCUUAUAUGUAUAGUGUUCUCCAUUUUCUCAAUUGAUUUGUUGAUUCUGUAAAGAGGAGGAUGUCGCGCAGCAGCUCGCAGUCUGGAACCAACGGCCACAACUCUUUUACGAGCGCCGGCGAGUCGUCGCCGGCGGCCGUAUCUGGCGGCGGAGGAGAGAUCAUGCUGUUUGGUGUGAGAGUGAAGGUGGACCCCAUGAGGAAGAGUGUGAGUUUGAACAAUCUCUCUCAGUACGAGUUGCCUAACGGUAGCGACAACAUCAAUAACAAUAGCAACAGCGGAAAUAACAAUGAGUCUUCUAAAGUGGCUGACGAGGGCUACGCUUCCGCCGAUGACGCUGUUCCUCACCACUCCGUCAGUGGCCGUGAGCGUAAGCGAGGAGUUCCAUGGACGGAGGAGGAGCACAAGUUAUUCCUUUUGGGAUUGCAAAAAGUGGGAAAAGGAGACUGGAGAGGUAUUUCUAGAAAUUUCGUCAAGACUCGAACACCUACACAGGUCGCGAGUCAUGCUCAGAAAUACUUCCUCCGGCGAACCAACCUCAAUCGUCGCCGCCGCCGUUCUAGCCUCUUUGAUAUCACCACUGACUCAGUAUCUUUAGUGCCGAUAGAAGAAAAGCAAAAUCUGCAAGAACACCAAGUUCUGGCACCAACAUCAUUGCCUCCUGUAGAAAAUUCCAAAAUCAAUGCAUUUCAGGUGACACCUUUGCCAGUAACUUUUGGGCAAGGAGAUCAAAUUAAUAAGAAUUCAUCUAUAUUCCGCCGGCCGGUUCCUGCUCUUCCACUGUCUAAUUCGUCAAGAAUAGCUGACUUUAACUUGAAUCAGAGCUCAGCAAUGGAAGCAUCUUCAUUGUCGUUGACAUUGUCCUUGUCACUAAAUCAAAGCCAGUCAUCAUCUACUAGGCACUCAGCAUUUCAAGUGAUGUCAAAUUUCAAUAAUGGAGAGAGCAUUAUCAGUGUGGCAUGACAUACAAGAAUCUUUUUUAGAAUAAGAAUAAUUAUUAAAAGCUAGAAAAAUGAAGUAAUAACAUAGAAAAAGGCAAAUGGGAGUUUAUAAUUCUAUAUUAUUAUUAUAAGGUGAGAUAAGGUACUUAGUUGACUAUGAUGUAUGGUCCUUUUGUUUUGUACAGACCAGAAACUCGUCAUGCCUUGCUGUACCUGUUUUAUGCUACUUAUAUUAUGUUAGUGUCUUCUUUAUUUGUUUUGUUUCAUUUGUUUGUUGUUGGGGAGGAAAAAAAUAACUCUGAAUAACAUCGGACAUUGUGCUUGUUGCUAA